UGUGACCUCACCCUCUUCAGCCCCCCUCCUCAGUGCCAGCUAUGAGUUCCUGCAACUUCACACAUGCCACCUUUGUGCUUAUUGGUGUCCCAGGCCUAGAGGAAGCCCACUUCUGGUUCGGCUUCCCCCUGCUGUCAAUGUAUGCUGUGGCACUGUUUGGAAACUGCAUCGUAGUCUUCAUCGUCAAGACGGAGCGCAGCCUGCAUGCACCUAUGUAUCUCUUUCUCUGCAUGCUGGCAGCCAUUGACCUGGCCUUAUCCACAUCCACCAUGCCCAAGAUCCUUGCCCUCUUCUGGUUUGACUCCCGAGAGAUCACUUUUGAUGCCUGCCUUGCCCAGAUGUUUUUUAUUCAUGCUCUUUCAGCCAUCGAAUCCACCGUCCUGCUGGCCAUGGCCUUUGACCGUUAUGUGGCCAUCUGCCACCCACUGCGCCAUGCCGCAGUCCUCAACAAUACAGUGACAGCCCAGAUUUGCAUUGUAGCUGUGGUCCGUGGCUCCCUCUUCUUUUUUCCACUUCCACUACUCAUCAAGCGGUUGGCUUUCUGCCACUCCAAUGUGCUCUCACACUCCUAUUGUGUGCACCAGGAUGUGAUGAAGUUGGCUUACACUGACACGUUGCCCAAUGUAGUCUACGGUCUUACUGCCAUUCUGCUGGUCAUGGGUGUGGAUGUCAUGUUCAUCUCCUUGUCCUAUUUCCUGAUUAUACGAACAGUUCUGCAACUGCCUUCCAAGUCCGAGCGAGCGAAGGCCUUUGGGACCUGUGUGUCACACAUCAGUGUGGUCCUGGCCUUCUAUGUGCCACUCAUUGGCCUCUCAGUGGUACACCGCUUCGGAAACAGCCUUGAUCCCAUUGUACAUGUUCUCAUGGGGGAUGUCUACCUACUGCUGCCUCCUGUCAUCAAUCCCAUCAUCUAUGGUGCCAAGACCAAACAGAUCAGAACACGGGUGCUGGCUAUGUUCAAGAUCAGCUGUGACAAGGACAUCCAAACUGUGUGA
Messenger RNA from Heterocephalus glaber (naked mole-rat), 995 nucleotides. Its product is annotated as olfactory receptor 51E2. The record is from RefSeq and is a predicted model, not a curated record. Gene Ontology annotation, molecular function: G protein-coupled receptor activity; olfactory receptor activity. Gene Ontology annotation, biological process: G protein-coupled receptor signaling pathway. Gene Ontology annotation, cellular component: plasma membrane. Lineage: Eukaryota; Metazoa; Chordata; Mammalia; Rodentia; Bathyergidae.